AUGGAAAGAAAUAAUUCCCUAGAUCCGGCAUUCGUGCAACUUGCACAAUCGAAUAUCGAAUUACGGGAGGAAUUAAAUCGCAAGGUAGAAAUAAACCGUACGAAUGAGAGAAAAAUUCGUAAGCUUAUACGGGAUUUAGAAAAAUGUGAGGGAGAGUUAACACGUCGUAGUACCACUAUCCUUGAUCAGGAAGAGAUCCAAAACCUAAAAAAUCAAAUAACAGAUUUACGCAAACAAUUAAGAUCGGCUCUCAAGGAAAUUAAGGCAAACGAAACCGUUAUUGAUGCCAAAAAUAACCAGAUAGCUGGAUCACCAAUAAUCGGAGACGACACAACCCUUGCAUCAUUUGAAAGUCUCUGUCAAUCAAUCAGGAAUAAUUUACAGCUCUUUCCUACUACAACACUAGGAAAUACAGUUAGGCGGGCUUUGGAUGGGAUUACUCAGCAUUACAAUCAAUCUCAGGAUGAAAAACAUAUCUUAGAAAGGCGACUCCGGAAUUUGCUCAAUGCCACUACGUCUACAAUUCAAAAUCAUCAAAAUACAAUUCAUAGGCUAAAUGAUCAAUUAACACAAGAAAUAGAAAGAGCGAAUAAUGCUACCAACGACAAUGGGGCAUUGUGGAGAACCAAUGCAAAUAUACGGGAUGUGUGGCGCAUGUGUGAAGAAGAUUAUAGAAGUGAAAAGUUAAAGCACUACAAAAAUAAAGCUCAACCACGCGCUAUUCUGUACGGGAAAUACAAUAAAUGGAAAAAUAGGACUAGAGAUAAGCACGCCAAAUUUAGCAAGUGGAAGCUUAGAACGAGGUUAAAUUAUAAUAACAAUCGGAACAUGGCAGGAUAUGAAUUACCAAAGUUUCGCGGAUUGACAGAUCCAGAAGAUUUUAUUAGAGUUUUCGCCGAUGGCGAUGCGAAAGAUUGGUAUGAAAGCAGGAUUAAAAAUAAAAAUUGGGAAUUACAAAACAUUACUGCAAAUACUGGCGUAGCAACUUUUCACGCUAUUAACGCAUUGACUAAUAAUCAAAUACGUGCUAUCGAUGUUGCCAGAUUUAGAGGUAGAGCUCAGACUAUUCGAGAGACCGCACCAGCUGAUGGCAAUCUACCUGCGCGACCAUUAGUUCCGCCUCAUUCAGUAUGGGAUGAAGAUUGGAUAACAUCAGGUGGACAGCCAACUGACUUAGCUCCCAAUCCUCCUAAUGUGGGUAAUAAUGGAAAUGUUGUAGCUCCGAAUAUUACUAUUGGCCAAACGCGAGGUAGAGAGUUACCACGUCCCAGACAGAUGGAACCAGGAAAAUUAUAUUCAGAUCCAAAACUCCGAUUCAAUUAUCAAGAAUGGUUAACGGGGUAUGGGACAUUAGAACGUCUUAAUACCACAGCCAAAGAUACAUCAUUUUUUCAGAACAUCACAGAUAUUAUCUCCAAAGGUGUAUUCGAAAAUAUUUCUGGCUUCUUUUUAAAGAAAAAUGCAGAAAGUGAUUCAGCCAUAUGGCAAAAAAAUAUUGAACAAGAUUCUGAUGAGGAACUUUCUAAUCGCAUGAUUCGUUCACCAAUA
Acaulospora morrowiae is the source of this 1548-nucleotide messenger RNA. The record is from the annotation of a GenBank genome assembly. NCBI's taxonomy places the organism in Eukaryota, Fungi, Glomeromycota, Glomeromycetes, Diversisporales, Acaulosporaceae.